UCUUCAAUAUGGCGGAUAUUUCGGUCGUAUCCGGGGACAUCUGUACCAAGCUCGGAGAAGGACCAACUUGGGAUGCAGCUACGCAAAAAUUAUUUUUUGUGGACGCCUUAGCCUACAGUGUGCAUGUGUUAGAUGUUGAAACGGGAAAGGCUAAAAAUUAUCAGCUGGAUGGAAUAGUUGGAUGUGUUGUUCCCAGAAAGAGAGGUGGUUCUGUUAUUCUGGCAUGUGAGAGGACUGUAAGGUUUUUAGAUCUUGAGACUGGGCAGCAGGAAAUAGUUGCUACAGUUGACGAAGAUAAACCAGAAAAUCAUUUUAAUGAUGGAAAGUGUGAUCCAGCAGGAAGAUUUUGGGUUGGCACAAAAGGCCGGGAAACAGGUGCAGGAAUUCUCCCUCCUGAGCAAGGGUCUCUGUUUUCACUCAAUGGUGACAGAAAGCUUACAAAGUGGAUAGAUAAGAUAACAAUAUCUAAUGGCAUGACAUGGAGCCUGGAUAAGAAGACAUUUUAUUACAUAGACACAGUGACUAGUAAAAUUGAUGCUUUUGAUUAUGAUCAUGAAACUGGGGCCAUAUCAAAUCGCAGAACUGCAGUGCAGAUUGAUCCAGCGCUUGGGUAUCCAGAUGGUAUGACAAUUGAUUCAGAAGGAAUGCUUUGGGUAGCCAUGUAUGAUGGAUGGAAAGUAGUGAGUUUCAACCCAGUCUCUGGUGCAAUGCUUAGAAAAGUAGAUAUGCCUGUUGCCAAGGUGACAUCUUGUUGUUGGGGUGGACCAAAUCUAGAUGAACUAUUUGUUACAUGUGAAAGCUUGAGGUUAUCUCCAGAGGAAAGGAAAUCUCAACCUCUGGCUGGUUCUGUAUUCCGAAUUAAGAAUCUUGGGACAGGUGGAUUACCAGCUAAAGCAUUUGAUGGUUGAAAAGAGUGCACUAAUUUUUAAAUAUCUUAUUCAUCUGAUUAAAUGCCACCCUUGAAUAAAGCCACUUUGACUAAAUGCUUCAUUUUAAAGAAGACAUAUUAAUAAAUGUGGCCCUCAAAUAAAUGUUGCAUCAUGAUGUGGCAUUUAUUCGAAUAAAAUACUCAAAAAUCACACAACAAUCAAUGAUUCAAUUGCAAUUAGAAAUUUUGAGUGAACCAGACACAAAUCCUUUUGAAUGCACCAGUCCUGAUGUUGAGAAAGUAUAUCCAACAUUAGUUCUGUAUUCACUUUUUGUAUUGCAGUAGUUAUAUUAACAUGCAAAUUGUGAAAUUGAGAACAGAAGUAGAAAAGCAUGGUGAGUUUCCUAGGGUUUCAGGGAAACCACAUUAUUUUACAUUGAGAGGAGAUAUUCCACUUGAUAAAGGAGUAAUCACAAUCAUUUAUUCAAAACUUUUGUGGCAAAAUGAAACUCAUUUGAGAGAGACUAAAUUGUGCUAAACUAGACUUGUACAUAUGCAAAUGAACACUCACAUGUUGGAGUAUAAAUAAUGCAAUUUUAGUCCAGUUCAUUGUUCAAAGGGUGCACAUCUGGUUUGAAUUUUUUAAAAAAUUAACUAAAAUUUUAAGGAUAUUAAUGAAAAAUUAUGAAAUAAAUAUUUAAUUCAAAUCCCCCUUCUCAAAUCACUAAUAAGUAUGUAAUUGGUUUUUAAUCAAAUUAUAAAUAACUGUGAUUUGGCAUCCCUUCAGUUUUCAUGCAUUAGGAGUCUUUACCCUUUAACCCCUGAGUGACUAGCAUCUUAUUUCUCCCAACAGUUUAACCCCUGCAUCACACAGUAAGGUCAUGAGAAUAAAGGAAAUGAUCACCAACUAACUUUUCUCUUGAUCAAUAAACAAAUUCUCCUUGUCAGCACCUUAGGAAUUAUAUAGAGAAUAGUAUGGAGAAUAUGCAUACUGAUGUUAGGGUGUAAAGGGUUAAGUAUCACAUACACAUACACAGACACAUGAUCAGUUUAACAACUUCUUUGUCACUCUCUAAUCUGUGGAAGAAGCAGUGGAAAAGCCAAUGCUUUCAAAGCUAGUUGUCUCACUCUUUCCGCUCUUGUUGCACACCUUUUUAAUGUAAACCAGUCUGGUUACAAUUAGAAACAUUUGGAAUUCACAAUCCACCUUUAAUCAUAUAUCUUUUAUUAUCACAACAUAACUUUGUUUCUGUACUCCAAAAAUUCUAAGAACAAUUAACUUGUCAUAAAACUAUUCAACAACAGUGGAAAAUUAGCUUCUAUAUACAUGCCUGGAAAUUCAUGUCUGAACUUAUGUUUACAUGUAAAAAAAUCAGUUUAUGACAUGUUGGGAAAAUAGCCUGGCAUGUAAUUUAACAAGGUGUUUUAAUACUAAUAAUUUAGUUUGUGCUGGGUACCACUUAAUUCUCAUCUAAAAGAUAACCAAGAUAAUUAGAUAAAACAUUUUUAUUGUUUCUACCAUCUCCAGCCUUCUCACUCAUGAAUGCUUACUUUUUUCAAGCUGUUACAACUUGAGACUUGGUGUUACUUGCUUGAAGCAAAACAAAUUCUUAUAGAAAAACAUUAAAUUAUGCCACAGAUCUGUUUGAAAAUCAUUGAAAGUUACCUAACCAUACUAUCUUCUGCAGAUACUGUUAGUAAAAUUAAUCCAUGUACAAUGUGCAUGUACUUAACUUACAUUGUGGUUAUUUGCCAAUUGCAUUGGCAAAUAUUCUAAUGAUGUAAUGUUUUACAAUUGAAAAUAAGUGUUACUGCCUUGGAGCUAUAGGCACUCCAAACAUGAGAAAGCUAGUGGGUAAAACUCCCCUUAGGGUGAAAGCAUCAACAUUUCUUUUCUUGAAACAACAAACUAAAAAGACCUUCACAACAUAUUCAAACUAUAGUCACAUUAAAUGUCUAAUGACAACGUUUUAGAGAAAUUAAUUCUUGUAUUCUUCUUUAUCUUCAUUUGGUGAUUAUGUCCAAGCAGAAAAUCAAUCACCAGUGAUCAUUCAGCUGAGUGAUGGGGAAUUUUUUUGCAGCAAGGCCACAAAAUCUCUAGUUACUGGCAAGGGCACAUUAGGGUCAAUGUGAACGUCGAGAAACAUCUUGCGUUCCCAUGGUGGCAUCAGGACACCAAGGGUGACUCGCAUCUCUUGCACCU
Molecule: messenger RNA, 3071 nt
Organism: Pocillopora verrucosa
Lineage: Eukaryota; Metazoa; Cnidaria; Anthozoa; Scleractinia; Pocilloporidae
Product: regucalcin-like
Biological process (GO): L-ascorbic acid biosynthetic process
Molecular function (GO): calcium ion binding; gluconolactonase activity; enzyme regulator activity
Source: RefSeq, a predicted model, not a curated record